Cavia porcellus (domestic guinea pig) is the source of this 8843-nucleotide messenger RNA. RefSeq names its product cyclin B1 interacting protein 1 (gene Ccnb1ip1). The record is from RefSeq and is a predicted model, not a curated record. The coding region runs from base 7479 to 8312 and encodes 277 amino acids. Lineage: Eukaryota; Metazoa; Chordata; Mammalia; Rodentia; Caviidae. Gene Ontology annotation, molecular function: ubiquitin protein ligase activity. Gene Ontology annotation, biological process: reciprocal meiotic recombination. Gene Ontology annotation, cellular component: synaptonemal complex. The transcript is spliced from 8 exons.
UAUAUUAUCUGUAUGUUAUAUUUUGACAGUAUUUAUUAAGACUCUUGAUGAAUAUUAUGUUAGUGAGCCCUCUAUUUAUGGCUUAAGAUACAAUCUUAGCAGAGUGAUCCAUAUGGUCAACCUAACCUAUUAAUAAAUAAUGCCCUCAGAAAGGUAAAAACACACACUUCGUACUGUAGCUGUUUAUAUCCACUUGGGAGAGUUAAAUCAGGAAAUUAUAAAAUAAUAAUAAUAAUAGCUAACACAUUUUUGAGUACCUUGUAGUAGGUACUGUACUGGAUAUAUUAUUCUAAUUAUUUUAGUUAAUUCUCACAGAAAGGAAGGAUUUUCCCUUAAUCUUCAAAGGAGGAAGAUGUCAUCAUGUUUUUCCUCUGUUUAUAGUUGAGGAAACUGAAACUUACAUGUGUACAAGUAAAUGACGGGGUAGGGCAGGUGGUGCAUGCCUUUUGUCCCAGCACUCAGGAAGCUGAGGCAGGAGGAUCACUGCAAAUUUGAGGCCAACCUGGGCUACAAAAUGAGUUCAAGGCCAGCCUAAACCGCAUAGUGAAACCCUGUCUCAAAAAGACAAACAAACAAACAAAUAAAUCGCAAGGCUCAGAUUCAAAAUCAGCUAAAUUUUACUUUAAAGUUUAACUGGUGAAUCAUUAUCUUUUAUCCAUUUAGCCUGUUAGCUGGAAGAUUAGCCUGAAAAUAAGUUCUAACUGAUGAUCUAGGCUGCUUAUUGUGGAACCCGUAGUGCAUAAGUUAACCAUAUUGAGAUUAUAUAGAAGUUACCCUAAAAGAGAUGAAAAUUGUUUGGAAUAGCAGGCUUAUCUAAACAAGAACGUACUUAAAUAGUUUAAAUCAACCUGGGUUAAUUCUAAGUAAAUUAACCCAGACAUUUAAGUUCAGUCUAAGUACAGUGCAGGAAGAAUCACUGGUCUAUAAAAGAUACAAGUGGGUGAAGGAAAAAGUUACAUCCCGUCAACAUCUUUUAAGGCAAAGGAGGAGGGACUCCUCCUUGAAUUCACUAGCGAAUCAGGUUCGGAGGCUACUUCCUGUCUGUACUUCCCUCUAUUUUGGUGGACUGGUGAGUGUGCCCUUCCUUUUGAUCUGUACUUGUUUUGAAUUUCUCUUUCAUUUGCUCCAUACACCCAGAUGACAGCUCUCUAUUCCAGGUCUGCACAGAGUGUGAGUUUAUGUUGAUUAAUUUGAACUGUGUAAAGAUUGGGAAAGGCUGCCUGCCUGGUUUUUGCGUGGGUCUCUGCAUUACUAGAUUUGCCUGUCUGCCAGGGGAAAAAUAGAUUCGGCGUCACACAGUGCUUGAAUUUUUGGAAUAUACCUGAAUUUUUUUUGCUUGGAAGGAAAACUCCCAUUAUUAACCCAAAGCUGUUUUGUUUCUUAUCUCACUAGGUGAGGAGAAAUCUUGGGAAGAGCAGUUUAGCUCUCUAAAUUUAAUACAUUACUUUGCCCACUUAACAGUUCCAUAGAAAUAAACAAUAUCCACAUUCUUUGUAUUGAUUACAUAGUAUUCUAAUGUAACUAUAAUUUAUAGUAUGGCAUAAUAACAUUUAGGUUUCAUUGGCAGGCAUUUGAGUAGUUUAUAAUCUUGGGAUUUCUUUCAAAAUAAAUAACCUUGUAUAUAAAUUGACACAUGGCAUUCAGUUGAGUUUUGGUAUAUUAAUUCCCUUUUAAAAGUGCUUCCUGUUAUUUUUACUUUGUGCACAUAGUAAUUAGAAACCAACAGAUAUCAUAUAUGUCGAUUAGCAGUAAAGGAUUUUCUACCAAAGGUAAAACGUUGCUGAUAGCCUUUAUAUGAAUGUAUUUGCCCACUUUGGCUCGAGUAUGGGGCAGUUUACCUUGUUUUGCAUACUUUUACCUUGGGAAGGAGUGUACCAGUGACCCCAAAAUAGUGCUUCUUCUAUUCACAACGGUUAUGCUUUUAGUCUGCUGAAGAAUCAUGUGCUGUGUAACUCUCUAAAAUUAAGGGGUUGAAUAAUCCUUCAGUAAGAAAAGGUAACAUGCUUUUUUAAAAAAUAUAAGUAUAAAAAAUAAAAGAAGCCUUUGGAAAUUUCUCCAAAGCUGUUUUAUAUCUUUUUUUUUUUUUUUUUUUUGGUACCAGGGAUUGAAUUCAUGACCCCAUGCUUGCCAGGGAGGCAUUUAUGCUACUGAGCUAAAUUCCUGGCCCUGUUUUAUAUCUUAAAGGACUUAGUUCAUGUCUUAUGAAACAUCUAGUUUAUAGAUCAGAGGGUUUUCUAGCUGGGAAAAACCUAACAGAGGCAUAUUUUGUUGUUGUCAAGUAAAUUUAUAUGCAAUGUAUUGAAGUUCUCAUUACUAAAUAGGAAAUGAGGAAACAAGCUUGAGUCUUCUGUUAGAAGACACAGUACCUUGGAGUUGGAAGGGCCUUUAUAUUAGUGAUCUUGUGUGUAGGGAGCUUUCAAGCUGGAGAUUGGUCACAUGUGUGGGCUAAAGCAAGGUCAGCCCAGAAAAAACAGACCAAAACAAGAUAUGUAAACAAGCUGUUUCACAUCAACAAGGCAAGGGGCCCAGGCCUGCCAAGCAAUGGGUUGCUAGGCAGAGGGGCUGAAAUUGACAUCAUCUUUCCCAGUAUAUAAAUAAAGGUGCUACAGUGGUUGACCAGUUCCUUUCCUCCCAUGAUGAGGAUAAGGGCUCCCCCUGACCCCAGCUUUUUGUCUUUUAUUUUUCUCAUCCUCUACUGGUACUUAACCCCAAGAACAUCAGGAGCCACAUUGAGUCAUAGCAUAUGGUGCCAGAACACAGAUAGGGUAAGAGGUUAAGGGCAAGGGGACACUUCUCAUGUGCGCGCAUCUAGGAGGUGAGUACAUUGGUAUAAGUCAAUAGUUAUCACUGGAGUGUAUUGAUAUUGGCUUCAUCAGGUGUAAAGAGUGGGACAUUAAAACUCCCUUAUUCUCUAGGGCCAGUUAUAAACAAGCCUGAGAGAAACUCCUUCCCUUGAAAAGAAAAGAAAAGAAAAGAAAAGAGAUAUAUUGAUUAUAUCAACCAUCUAACUAUGGGACAAACUUAUCCAGAAGAAUCACAAAUGUGUAAGGGCCUGUUUGUUGUAUGCUUGAUUCAAGUAUUUAUAUUUCUUCUGUGGAUCUGGAUUAGACAGGGUCUUAAUAACCUUAAGCUUCUUCAGACAACCACAAUGGAACUGGCUCCAAGUACUGCUUCAGAAUCAGGUCAUGAGCAGGGAAAAGAAGGCAGCAUGACCACCACCCUGACAACCUUAACUGAGCCACUAACUGUCCAUUCAGCAAAACCUUCAACUAUCUGUCCAAAGUGUAGGGGACUAUAUCAUUGGGCCACUCAACGUAGAGUCAAAAUUGUUACAACAGAAAAACUUCCAGCAGGGCCUGCAGCACCCCUGCCAAACAGUAGGAGUGUGAUGGCUCAGAUGGCUUCCCUGAGACAGCCUGGCAGGUUCCUAAUGGUUGGGGAGCAAUACGGUCCUGAUUUGUAGUUUGCUGAUUUCUGUUUACAAAAUGCUCUUACAAAAGACAAUUUCAAAUAACCAAUAUGAUAACAACUAACCUUUAAGACUUUAAAAAUUCAACAUUUGGCUUUCACUAGCUGAUAACAGCCUGGGACCAGCGCAUCACUGCCUCACUGUGGCUUUGUGGUGGGUCUCGAUAUGGUAAUGUAAAUUCUCAAGCUCCAUUGUUUUUCAAAAUUGUUUACUAUAGAGGGACUUGUUUCAAAUUCACAAUUAAUGUAAAUCUACAUUUAUUUAGGUCCUUUCUGCUUUCUUAAGUCAAUUUUGGUUAAUAUACUGAUUUACACAGCUUGUUAAAUUUCUUGAGUGUGUCUCUAGAGGAAACUGAAAAACACUUUAGAGCAAGACUAGAGGAAAAAACAAACCAACAGAAGUCAGCUGGCCCUGUACAGAUUUUAAAGGGUUAUUUAAUAAAACUGCUGCUUUCUGCUCCUCUCACUACUUCUCACAGACCCCCUGACAGGGAAGGGCACCAAAACCUCCCCUGAGCCUGGAGUUUGGCCCAGAAAGGCAGGUAAAGAAACAAUGUUGCUUGUUUCAGCUGCAAGGAGAAAUCAGGGUUAUGGUUCAGUUUACUCAAAAUACAGUUCAAAUUUCCCUCCAUUAUUGUAUUGCUCAGUUAUUCUUCCCUUGACAAAAAUUAGAAAAUCUAAAUAAAGGUUACCUAAGGAUUUUGGAUAUUCUGAUACUUAUUAGAGAAGUGGGACAUGGCUCUUGCCUGCUCACGCCACCUUGGUUUUUCCUAUUACCGUGUGCACAUGCUUUAUGAAUCAAAAGUUUACACUGCACUGAAGCUCAGAUCCCCCACAAUAGUGGGGCCUCCAGCCCAGAGCAGGAGCACCACAUGCAUGUCACAGGAGAGCCCAAGGUGCCCCACCAAAAUGCAGUUUCCAUUUUCUUUAUACCUUACCACAAAAAUUCUUUAUAAUUUUCAGGUCUAAAAGAAAGCUAAAUGUGCUCACAAUUUAAAUUUCAAAAAAACAAAAGGGAGAGUUCAUCUCAUAAUAGAUUUCAGUUAGCAGUAUAUACCAUUUAAAAUAUUUAAAUUCUAAUAAAGAUGUAACUACCUCAACAGAUAGAUAAUAUAAUCAAAUAAAUAAAUCAAAUCUAAAAAGAGUCCAUUGGAAUGAUCUUUAUACUAGACAAAAGCACCCAAUCAAGUGCUAACGUAGGGUCGAGGGUUUGCUUGUAUUUUUCCAGGAAAAGCUAAAUAACCUAUCUGGGUGCCAGUGUGUGCUGUCCAGCUAUAUCAUGGGCCCAAACCCAGGAAAGGAGUUGAUCCCACCUCUCAAGAAGCUGAUGCUCAGUCCUAUGACAGUGAUGCCUUGGAGACCACGUCACAACUGACAUGAAGCUAGAACCAACCUUAAUUGACCCAAGAUGUGCAGGAGAUGGUAACCAAAAAUAAAAAGGUCUAAAUAGAUGAUAGAAGUGCAUGCUAAGUCCUAGACAAAAAUAUGUUAAUUAUAGAUAAGAUUUUGUCUUUUUCAAAUUCUUUGAUAACAGAUCUUUGGUAACUGACCUACAACAAAUGUGACUAGUCUAUUUAAAAUUACAAAUUCUACAACUGAAAAAAUUUGUGCAAUUCAAUAUAUAUUUGAGUGCACUCUGAUUGUAUAAGAUGUUCGUCAGUCUGCCUGUGAAUCUAUCGGUCUGUUUGUCCAGUCUGUUAAGCUGUUGUUGGAAGUUACUGAGCUACUGAUCACUCACACAUGUGGAGCCAAUAGCACAAGUGCCCAUACAGGAGUGUCCAAAUGGCACAGGGUGCCUGAGAAACACCCUGAGGGUGUGGGGUGCUAGAGGUGGCAGGUGUUUCAACCCUGAGGACACGGGAUGUAAGAAGCGAGUUAGUUCAGCAAAGGGGUGUGAAAUAGCCCCCAGGAACUUGGAGAGUCUUUGUGGACACCUACAACUCUGUGUUUAUUUAUACACCUGUUUGAAUCUGUACAAUUCAUCUGUCCAUGUUUGUCCAUUUGUCUGUUUGUGAACAGCUGUUCUUUUUAUUUUGAGCUCAGCAAUUUUCCUUUUUCUUUUGCAUGUAUAGGUCACUUAAUCAAAGUUUAUUUGAGUUAUAGAAUUAUAAAACAUGCUUCCACCUGGGUUCCCAGUUAGUCAAAAUGAUCCUAAAGUCAGUUGUGUAAAUGUAAUGUACAUGUUGAUUACCAUAACUUGAGUCUGUCUUUGUUCAAAAAUAGUAUGUUAGGGGUUGGGGAUUUAGCUCAGCUGUGUAAGCACGUCUUAAGUGCAGUCGUGAGUUCAAUCCCCGGUACGGAUAAAAAAAUAUAUUAAAUGUUAUGAUUGGAGUUUUCUUAAGAAAAAUAUUAUAAAAAUGAUUAAACAAAAAUCUCUUGGGUUUGGGAUUGUUGGACAGGACUUCUACUGCUGAAUAAGAAAGUGGCCACCUGGUAACAUUUUACCAGCUCUUGUUCAUUGAUUGGAGGCCCCCAUCAGGGGCCUUAUGGGAGACAUCCCCAACUAAAGUUCUAUAAAUAUUAUUGUAGUAUGUUCACAUUGGUCAUCAUUAAAAGAAAUAAUAUAAAAGGUUUUUGAUUUUUAAAAUGCCCAUACAAAGGUUUUCAUAUGGUUAUGACAAAUGAUUAUUGUCAACCUCAUGGUGUAUUCAUAUAUUCAUGCCUCCAGAUAUAUACAAGUCUUUGAAAAUGUAAAACAGGGAUUGUUAUGGGGACAAACUUUUAUUUCAGAUUCAGACCUCUGCCUCUAACAAAUGCUUAUGAGAUGUACAUCCUACUGAAGGUCAACAAGUUAGGUAAAGACUUUUAUGUGUUAGAUAGGAAUGAUUGACCAGAAAGGGGAUACCUUCUCUUUUUAAAAAAAUGCAAAUUCAAAUGUGUUUUUAAAAAGUCAUCAUGAUUUUCUUGUUAUAACAUCAGAUAUGGUUUUGAUUUCUAAUUUUCUAUAUAAAAUAUGUAACAUCCUACAGGUAUUCAAAUAUUAAAACAUCCAUGAUUGUUAAAAAAUAAUGGUUCUAUUUGAUGUUGUAAGAUGUUUGAUAUUUAGAUAAGAUGAUAAUGUUAUGCUUACUGCCUCUACUGUAUUGUACUGUUAUCAGUCUUUUCUUCUGUAUGUUCAACAACUGGGACCAACAAUUAGAGAGAGAUGGCCUAAGAGGACAACCAAUAUUUUGGCCUUAACCCUCCAAGAUCAGUGCAAAUUCAGGACACAGGAGAAACUCUGCUGCGUCAUCCUAUACUCGUUGAAUUCCUCCAAGAACAUAAGAUCUGAGUCUUUAGCAGUUUGUGUGCCAGCCUGGAACUAUCCCUGCGAAAGCCUCCAUGACUGUGGACCCUUUAAAAGCUACAAGUGGCUUGGAUUUGGAGACGCCUGAUAAGAAGUGUGAGAUUCAUGCCAGGAAGACCCAAGGGUCAGCGGUGGAAGCCAGAAAGUCCAUGCCAGCAGGAUGAAGGAGCUGUGCUAGUGGGAUGAGGGUUCUACACUGGAGCCGAGAAGUCACACUCACAACAAAGAGCGGGGCUGUCCUGAAAGGAACCACAGCUGUCCUCAGCGACACGGAGGCCCCGAGCUCCUCCGACGACAAGCACAGUCGGGAACAUGCCAGGAAGCAGCCUGAGGAGUUCACCCUGGAGGCCAGGCAGCACAUGUCUUCCUCUCCAGAGCCAGGAAGCAAUGCUCGAUGUGAAGACCAAAGCUUCUCCAGGAGAACCAACAGCUCAGACAGCAACUUGUAGGAGAACUAACAAUGCCUCCAUAACGCCUCAAUCCCUCUCCUCACCUCUCUUCUUCUCCACCUAUUUAUCAUGGCAACCCUUCUCAGAAAUGAUGCUAGGUAAGUGAUAGAUGCUGUAGUUCAACUGGACUCAUCUGAUACCAAGAGAAAAGACCAGAAACAGAUCUGAGUUUUGUGUCUGCAGUUUGGAUUGCUUCAGGCAUGCAAAUCCAGGAUAGACAAUAGAUGAUGGCUGCAUUUUUCCUUUAUGGUCUCUUCAGCAUCUGAAGACCUAUCAUGUCUUUGUGUGAAGACAUGUUGCUUUGUAAUUAUCGAAAGUGUCGAAUCAAACUGUCUGGUUAUGCAUGGGUCACUGCCUGCUCUCACAUCUUCUGUGAUCAGCAUGGCAGCGGUGAGUUUAGUCGUUCACCUGCUGUCUGCCCUGCUUGCAACAGUACCCUUUCUGGAAAGUUAGAUAUUGUCCGCACAGAACUCAGUCCAUCAGAGGAAUACAAAGCUAUGGUAUUGGCAGGGUUGCGGCCAGAGAUUGUAUUGGACAUUAGCUCGCGAGCGUUGGCCUUCUGGACAUACCAGGUACAUCAGGAACGUCUCUAUCAAGAAUACAAUUUCAGCAAGGCUGAGGGCCAUCUGAAACAGAUGGAGAAAAUAUAUACUCAACAAAUACAGAGCAAGGAUGUGGAAUUGACCUCUAUGAAAGGAGAGGUCACUUCCAUGAAAAAAGUGCUAGAAGAAUACAAGAAAAAGUUCAGUGAUAUUUCAGAGAAACUUAUGGAGCGCAAUCGCCAGUAUCAAAAGCUCCAAGGCCUUUAUGAUAGUCUCAGGCUGCGAAAUAUCACUAUUGCUAACCAAGAAAGCAACCUUGAACCAUCUAUGAUUACACAGGCUGGUGUUUUUGGUUUCCCAUUAGGGAACAAUUCCAAGUUUCCUUUGGACAAUAUACCAGUUGGAAAUCGGGGUGGUGGAGAUGAAGAUUUUCAGUUCAGACCAUUUUUUGUGGGUUCUCCCACAGCACCUGAGCCCAGCAACAGCUUUUUCAGUUUUGCCUCUCAAAGUCAUGAAUUAGAGCAGCAGCAAGUAUCAAACAGGGCCUUUAAAGUAAAAAAAAUUUAACUCACUUUACAGAAUGUCUGUCUUCAGUAGUUUCAGUUAUCAUAUAAUCUUUAUGCUAUAAAUCAUUGUCUUUGAGCUAUUAAGUCUUUGAAGUUGUCUUCAUAUCUUUAAUUUACAAGAAAUUCUAUGGUAGUCGAGGUUCAGAAUGCCUCGACACAUUAGUGUCUAGUUUCUUUAUUUCUAUUAUUUAAAGCAUGAGCAUUUUAUUAAUCUCAAUUUUUAUGUGUACUGUGGAAUUUUUACCACUAAUGAAAAGGUAACGUUAUUUCACAGAUCAUUGUUUCUUCCUAGUAGUUUCUGAUUGAGCUUUGCAUCCAUGCAUGUGUCCAUAGCCAUCUAUUAUAUGUCUACAUGUCACUUUGGAUUCUGGUAUUUACACAUAUAUGUGUAUGGAAGUGUAUUCGUUGAUAUUUUGUUUUAUUUUCCUAUAUAUUUGUGUGAAAGUUUUAGUCUUGGAAAAUGGUGAAUGAUCUAUCUUGCUAUUUGUAUGUACUUUUUGUAUUUGCACUUAUAUUAAAAUAAUUUAAAAGA